CGGCGCCCACCUGCCGCCCCGACGGGAGCCUCGCGGACGCUGCCCGGGGCCGGGCGCCCGAGACACCAUGAGCCCCCGCUCGUGCCUGCGGUCGCUGCGACUCCUGGUCUUCGCCGUGUUCUCGGCCGCCGCGAGCAACUGGCUGUACCUGGCCAAGCUGUCAUCGGUGGGCAGCAUCUCCGAAGAGGAGACGUGCGAGAAGCUCAAAGGCCUGAUCCAGAGGCAGGUGCAGAUGUGCAAGCGGAACCUAGAGGUGAUGGACUCAGUGCGCCGUGGCGCCCAGCUGGCCAUUGAGGAGUGCCAAUAUCAGUUCCGGAAUCGACGCUGGAACUGCUCCACGCUGGACUCCCUGCCCGUCUUCGGGAAGGUGGUGACACAAGGGACCCGGGAGGCGGCCUUCGUGUAUGCCAUCUCUUCGGCAGGUGUGGCCUUUGCAGUGACAAGGGCGUGCAGCAGUGGAGAGCUGGAAAAGUGUGGCUGUGACCGGACAGUGCACGGGGUCAGCCCACAGGGCUUCCAGUGGUCAGGAUGCUCGGACAACAUCGCCUAUGGUGUAGCCUUCUCACAGUCCUUUGUGGACGUACGGGAGAGAAGCAAGGGGGCCUCCUCCAGUAGGGCACUCAUGAACCUGCACAACAACGAGGCCGGCAGGAAGGCCAUCUUGACGCACAUGCGGGUGGAGUGCAAGUGCCACGGGGUGUCGGGCUCCUGUGAGGUAAAGACGUGCUGGCGAGCUGUGCCGCCCUUCCGCCAGGUGGGCCAUGCCCUAAAGGAGAAGUUUGAUGGUGCCACAGAGGUGGAGCCACGUCGAGUGGGCUCCUCCCGGGCACUGGUGCCACGAAAUGCACAGUUCAAGCCACAUACAGAUGAGGACCUGGUGUACCUGGAGCCCAGUCCAGACUUCUGUGAGCAGGACAUGCGCAGUGGUGUGCUGGGCACGCGGGGCCGCACGUGCAACAAGACAUCCAAGGCCAUUGAUGGCUGCGAGCUGCUGUGCUGCGGCCGUGGCUUCCACACAGCACAGGUGGAGCUGGCCGAGCGAUGCGGCUGCAGGUUCCACUGGUGCUGCUUCGUCAAGUGCCGUCAGUGCCAGCGGCUCGUGGAGAUGCACACGUGCCGGUGACUGCUCUCACCUGUGCCCAGUACCACCUGCACGGCCCAGGGAAGGCCAAUAAUUUAAACAGUCUCCCACCACCUACCCCAAGAGAUACUGGUUGUAUUUUUUGUUUUGGUUUGGUUUUCGGGUCCUCAAGUUAUUUAUUGCCAAAAACAGGCAGGCAACCCCAAGGGCACCAACCAGGGCCUCCCCAAGCCUGAGCCUUUGUGUGUGGCUGCCACUGACCAAAGGGACUUUGUUUAUGCCUCUGGCUGUCUACACUGACCACUGCUGACUACUCAGCUGCUGUUGGUGUCUAUUUUUCUACAUGUAGACUAAAAAGUUGGUAACAAGGAGUGCCUGUGUACCCACCAUCCAGGGAAACAGAUGGCCCUGUGGCAGGGACAGCAGGUUCCAUCUUGGUGGAAUUUUUAUCACCGGCAAUAAAGGAGCUUGCACCUGUGCACACCACACAUACCCAGGGACCGCUGGAAAUCUGCGUCUGGGAACCCUGACUCUUCAAGUCCCUAGGAAGGGAAUGGACAAGUACCAGGUCAAAGGCUAAGGGUUCCUCCUCUCAGCCCUCACGUGAGCAGCUAGAUUCCAGGCAGGCACACAGGUGAGGAAGGGGCGAGAAUGCCCACCCUAGGCCAGCCUGCCUCAGUCUCCUCCUUGGAAAGGGAAACUGCCCCUACUCCUAGACCCUCCCAGGCAGGGGCAGGCUGUCAUCCUGGAUCAGAUCCUAGCUUGGGCCUAGCAAGUCAUAUCCCUGUGAGUCACCUCACAGUGCUGUCCUCUGUGACUCUGAGAAUGGAAAUGUCACACAGAGAGACAGGAAAGGGCUGUGCAGAGAUCCCACCCUAUGAUAUCUCACUCACAUAACAAAAUUUAUUGAGCAAACACUUUCAGGCCCUGUCCUGGGGUAUCUCCGUUGGUGACCACAUCUGUCCUGGGAACAGACAUAGAAGCACACACCCUCUUUACAGCAGGUAGUCAUGCCUGUCAGCCCCACAAGACCUUGGUAGAGGAAGAGCCAGGCUCCUCCUUAGUCCCUGUAUCCAAUGACAGAAAUACAACAGGUCUCCUUGGGCCUGAACAAUGGGACAGAGGCUCUGGAUAGAAGAAAAGGUACAGGGAGGCAGUAGGAGCUGGAGCCCACAGGCUGGGCUGGAGCCCACAGGCUGGGCUGGAGCCCACAUGGUUGCACAGGGUUAGGAGGCUGAGGCAAGAAGAGAAACAGCUGGAAGGUUGAUUAGUGAGGUCUCAGAAUCCAAGGCACCUCCUUCCCCAGGACCUCAGGUCCCCAAGGCCUUCAGUACAGUAAGGACAAAAGAUUCCCCAAGGGGCAGCAUCAGUAGCUGGUGCCUGGUCCAAUGCCAAACUGUCAAGAACCUACCAAGGGUUCUGUGCACAGGACACAUACAGACCCAACUGCUCCUCAGGUGGGUGACCAAUGCUCAGAGGAACUUCCCAGCAUGGUCUCCAAGUUGCUCCCAUGUCCAGGACUCCAGGUUUGAUAUCUUCAGCUCUGAGAUCCCCUGUGGGACUCUGAAACCCAAGCUCUUUGCUAUUGGGUGGUGUGAAUGCAAAAUCCAAGAUUCUGAACAUGGGCUCAGGCCUGCACAAACUCUCCUCUGAGUCUGUGGUUUGUGCCUCCUGGCAUUGGCUCCCUCACGAAGAGAGGGUCAACACCCUUGGCCCCCAUCCAAGCUCCCUGCUCACUGUCCAUCUGAAGAGGCAGCCAAAACCAAGUGAGAUGCUGGAACCACGUUCAAAUGCAGGGAUAAUCUUGGGCAGGCUGUCUCUGAUGUGGAUGAAAGCUGAGCUGACCAAGGGUCCCCACAGCUGCCCAGCUGGGCCCACUGCUCCUCUAGUAGACUUAGUUCAGCACCGAGGAAGAUACAGCCCCCUCCAGAGAGCCAGGCCCAGUCAAAUGAAGCAGGGGAGCUGUCCCUUCAGAGAAUGCUGAGCCAGGAACCCCAUCCAAGAGCAGUGGGGUCCAGACUGCUUACUGGCUUGCUGGACACUGUUCCAAGAAGGAGGGUACCUAGUGCCCCUAAGAUGAUCCUCCUGGGGUUCUGCAGGCUGUGACUAGGUGAAUCAGACCACAGGCUCAAACCACUGCCAAGGACAAAGGAAUCCAGAGCCACAGAAAAAGAGCUUCGUUGGACUUGUCCAGCUCCAAACUGUCUCAACUACAAAGAGCUGGCAGAGGGCUGACAGAGCUCAUCACACCUGGGUCACAAAGGACCCAGGAACUGGACAGAAGGUCCGCAUCCUACCUGAACCACUCUCCACUGUUCCUAUCACGAGGCAAAAGUGGUACUCCUCCAAGGCCAGGGCUGGAUAAACCCCAGCUCUGGAUGCUGCUACCCUACUCUGCUGCCCCUUCCCAUCCUCCAAUUUUUAUACAAGGCUCCUUGGCAUUGUGACAUCCCCAUGGCAUAGUCUGAGAUGCACGAUAAAAUGGUUAUUUCUUUA
Messenger RNA from Peromyscus leucopus (white-footed mouse), 3577 nucleotides. It is a transcript of the gene Wnt4, whose product is annotated as Wnt family member 4. Gene Ontology annotation, cellular component: extracellular region. Gene Ontology annotation, molecular function: frizzled binding; cytokine activity. The transcript is spliced from 5 exons. Lineage: Eukaryota; Metazoa; Chordata; Mammalia; Rodentia; Cricetidae. The coding region runs from base 68 to 1123 and encodes 351 amino acids. Gene Ontology annotation, biological process: multicellular organism development; cell fate commitment; canonical Wnt signaling pathway. The record is from RefSeq and is a predicted model, not a curated record.